GUGCCAAACUCAAAACACAGUCACUCGAACUCAUUCCUGGCUGUCAUCACACCUUUGCUGGCCAUGGCAGAAGACGGCGAACCUCACCGCUUCAAAAUCGUCACCGGGGCAGACUCCUUCGGCUGCUCUCUCAAAGAAGCCCUAGUCUCCCACCUCAAGUCCCUCAACAUCGAAGUCGAAGACGUCGGCACCGACUCCUACUACUCCGUCGCCGCCGAAAUCGGCCGCCGCGUCAGCUCCUCCCCCGAAGACACCCGUGGCCUCCUCGCCUGUGGCACAGGCGUUGGCGUCGCCAUGUUCGCCAACAAAUUCCCAGGCGUCUUCGCCGCUACCUGCCUCUCUGCCGCCGACGCCCUCAAUGCCCGUUCCAUCAACAACUCCAACGUCCUGGCCGUCUCUGGCAUGUCCACCGCACCUGAAUCCGCUGUCGAAAUCCUCGACACUUGGCUCAAAACUCCCUUCAAAUCCCCCUGCCCCGCCUCCGAGUUCAAACCCUGGCCCAAAGAAAUCGAAUCCUUCCUCGAUAACUCAGUCUCCGAAAUGUCCAAAAUCGGAUCCGAAAAGACUAAAACCUCGGAUUCGUGUUCGAUUUGUUGUCUGGUGAAGAACCGAGAACUGAAUCCGAUUGAUAUAAUUCCGGGAGGGUCGAUGAAGAUACUGAGGGAGAGCCCCACGUCGGCGGUGGUGAGAUUUGAGGCCGGGAGUGUGGAGCCGGCGCACCACCACACGUUUGGGCACGAUUUGGUGGUGAUGAAAGGGAAGAAGAGUGUAUGGAAUUUGACCAAGAAAGAGAGGUUUGACCUGAUUGUUGGGGACUACUUGUAUACGCCUGCAGGGGAUGUUCAUAGAGUGAAGUACUAUGAAGAUACAGAGUUCUUCAUCAAAUGGGAUGGGCAUUGGGAUAUGUUCUUUGAUGAAGAUCUUGCAACUGCAAAAGAAGCUGCUGAGAAGGAAUCAAAGGGUGUGCACAUCUCAAGCCACAGUUGAAAUAUGAGGCUUGAAACGCAGGCGAGAAUGGGACUGGGCAUUCCUUGAAGCAGUCAAAUAGAGGCUGCAGUCCAUGGAUCACAACAAGAAUAACAAGGCCGGACAGCAGCACCCCAAUACUCCUGCGGUCUGCCAUCUCCUCUCUGAAAAGAGAAGAGAUCCCCAGAGGUAUUUGUAUCAGUUAUUUGUCUAUUUGGGUGAAUUUAGAAGAUAUUAAUUUGGUUGUUCUAAUGUUGGCUAAUAUCUUGAAAAAAACAGGUGGGAAACAGUUAGCUUUUGGUUGGUUCAAGAGCUUUCUGCUUCUCUGCUUCUGUUAAGGUGAGUUGUAUUUAUUUAUUCUUAGUAAUGGUAUGGGAGUCUCAUCAAGAUUUUUGGCACAUUCCCUGCAGGUGGGGGGUGAUGGGUAUUAAUAAAUAUUAAUGGACAUGAACUCUUUUUGUCCAUUUAAGAAUAACCCAAAUACAAGAUUUCUACAAAUAUUUCAUACAUAGAAUAACAUCAUUUAGAAUGAGUUUUAUUUUUGAAGUGAAUUUGAAUGAAAUUUAAAAAGUAGAGGGAAAUAAAUAGAAAAUUUGAAAAAAAAAAUAUUGAAAGAAAAUAAAGGAGAAAAAUAGAAGAAAAGAAAAAAAAUAAAAGAAAAGAAAAUAAAAACCAAUUCAAAUUCAAUGUGUUUUUCUUAAAAAUACUUAACUAAAUUUAUUUAUGCUCUAUAUAAUUUUUUUAAAAAUUGAGUUUAACACACUUUAUCCUCUCAACUGAUUGCGUAUUUUGCACAUUACUCUCUCUAGUUUAAAACCGAAUAAAUUGCUCUUCAAGCUUUUUAAAUACUAGCACUGUACUUUUUUAUGUUAAUGGUGUUGGUUUCAAUGAACGGAAAUAUUAUGUGUUAUGCAUGUGACUGAAUAAGAGUAGAUUUGUAAAUUCAAUCAUCUAAAAGCCCACUUUCCCUCAAUUCGAUUUUAAACUUGAGGAGAUAAUGUGCAAAACACUUAGUAGAUUGAAGGGUUAAAGUGUAUUAAACCCUAAAAAAGUUUUAUAUUUGAUUUUUCUUUAUAGAUUCCACGCACGAACUAAAAAAAAAAUUAAAUUUCUAAUUUUUUACUCUCUUCUUUUAAGACUAUACAGAAUCCAAAUGUGACCUCAGUGUUUGGUAUUAGAAAAAUAUUUAUAUGGUUCAUAUUUAUGGGAUAUGAAAUGUUUUAGGGCAAUUUUAUCAUAUGGUAUGUUUUUGUCGCCAGUGUAUACGAUGUGAUGGAAAUAAGUUUAAAACUUUAGAUAAAGCCGUUAUUAAACACUAGGCUUAAUUUGAUAUAAAAUAUAUAAAUUGAAAUUUCAUCAAAUUUCGGACUCAUUUAUUAUUUUUACUUAUUUCCUUUUAAUUUAAAAUAAAUGUGAUUUGAUAAAAUUCAAAACUCACAAUAGUUAAGGGUCUAUUUAGUCGUGUAAUUUAAAAAUGGUUUUCUAUUUUAAAAAAAUAGAGAACUGUUUUUAAAAUUUUCUAACACUAUUUAAUAGUUGUUUUAUAAAAACAAUUUUUAAAAAUAAAGUAAAAUAGAUAACAAGUAGGAAUUAUUUUCAUCAAUUUUUAAAAACAAAUGAAAAAUAUGGGCCCAUUUGAUUAUAUUUUUUGAGACUUACUUUUAAAAAUUAUUUUUAAAUUAAAGAAUAAAAAGCCAUUUUUAAAAACAAGUUCUAAAAAACAUAGCUAAACGGGUUAAGUAUAUUUAAAUCAUGGAGGUGAGUAAAGUUUACCUUUAUUGAAUAUGAGGUUACUAAAUGAAAAUAAGGCAUGAGAGUUGAGCAACUAGCGACAAAUAUGGGCUGAGAUAAUUGUUUUUAAAAAUAAUUUUAGUUUUUAAGAAUGGAUUUUGAAGAUGAGAUGUUUUUAGAAUAUAAUUUAAUUAUUUUCACUUUUUUUUAUUUAUUUCUUACCCAAUAUUUUAAGAAUUAAUUAUAUAAAUAUGAAAAAUGAUUGAAAAUAAAACAUGAUAAAUAAAAAUUAUUUUUAAGAAAUAUUUCGAAACAAAAAAAAACAGGUUGAAAAAUUUCCAUAUUGUAGCCGUACCAUUUUUUUAUCAGAUUUGAGAAGCAUUAGCUGCAAAGUUCUUAAUGAAACCCUCCUCUUGAGUUCCUUGAUCAACAUUUUCAUUAUGUCAUUGUGAGAAGCAGAGUCAUGAACUGCAAGAGUUUUUUUUAUAGAUUUCCAAGUACAAUAUCUUGACACACCCAUGAAAAUGGAAACCAAAAGCAGGGCCAGCUACAGGCAUCCCCGGCUUAAAGAAGAGAAGGAAGAAGAGGGGCACUGUGAGAGAACUGCAAAAGCAAAAGAGCAUAAAGUGGUUGGCUGUCUUUUUUCUCCUUUUUCUGGUUUCCACACCAGCUUCCACAAAACAUCCAUGGCUGCACUACUUAGUGUACCCCCUUGGUUGAAACUGGUGAUGGCUGUGCUGCUGCUCUUGCCUUUGCCGCAGCAAGAAGUUUGAGAUCUUGAUCUUGAUUAUCACUGUCGAGGGCUGUAUUCGUCAUACCUUUUGUUUGAAAGGGAAAGAAAAGAGGCAAAGCACAAUAAACUUGGUUAAGAAUGACGAACCUCAAAAUCUAUCUGAUGUAGGAAUUGUAAAUGGGAGAAGAAUAGAGUAUUGAAUUUACCAAUAUAGUCGCAUACACCGCCACUGUUACAAGUACAUUUCAUACCACAGUAGAUGGCGCAGACGUAGAGAGUUUCAUGAAACUCCUUUUGGCAUCUGCUGGGGCAUCCAUUUAAGCAUUCAAACAGCCCUUGAACCUCAUGGGUUGCUAGAAGAAUCACAAGGCAGCACAGCAGCAACACAUGGCUUCUUUGUGCUGCCAUCUCUCUCUCUCUCUCUCUCUCCCUCCGUGGUUGUGUGUGUCUUGUGUGGGUGGGUGAGGGGCUAUUGCAUUUACACAUGCAUGAAUUGGCUAAAAUUGGAAAGGUAGUUGAGGGCUUGAGGUUCAGAUUUGGUCAACAUUUGGUCCUAUUAGCAUUUCCUUAUUGUUUAUGGUUAAGAAAACUCCAUGCAUUUAGACUAUUAACUCACAGACACCUGAAAAGGUCAAAAUAAAUUCAGAAAAAAAUGUGAAAAUUAUUUGAGAUUUUGACUUUUUCAUGAAUAUUUUGAUAAUUAUUCCUUCAUGUCUGCAGAUAAGCUGCAACUAAGAUCAACCAUAAAUGAUUGAUGUGUAUAUAUGAGAAUGAACAUGUUGAUCUCUUGCUAAAUGUCAAGUCUUUACAUGGUUUAAUUAAAUUACAUACAUCACCUAAACAUACUGCUGUCACAACCACUUCUGUCAGCACCCCAAGGCAGGCUGCUUUCAUGCUUGAGAAAUGAAGGUGUGAGGUGUCAGACAAGACUCAACUCAUCUGUGGUAUUAGCAGCAUUCGUGAACUCUUGAGAAUCCAAGGCACCAAGCUUUUUCUGCAGUGCUGCUAAUUCUUCCCCCGCGUCGCAAAUAUAGGCUGAAGUUUGCCUGCCUGACAGGGUUGCUCCUUCCAUACUGUCAAUGUAAUCCUGU
Messenger RNA from Vitis vinifera (wine grape), 4521 nucleotides. Its product is annotated as DNA damage-repair/toleration protein DRT102. NCBI's taxonomy places the organism in Eukaryota, Viridiplantae, Streptophyta, Magnoliopsida, Vitales, Vitaceae. The transcript is spliced from 2 exons. Gene Ontology annotation, biological process: carbohydrate metabolic process. The coding region runs from base 64 to 987 and encodes 307 amino acids. Gene Ontology annotation, molecular function: isomerase activity. The record is from RefSeq and is a predicted model, not a curated record.